AGUCGUAGUAGUGCGAGGCCUUGAUGUAACCAGUUCGUCCUUGCCCUUUCCUUACUUAUUCCUUUUUUCUGUUACGUGUCAAACAAUCAGGAGGUUUGACGAAUGAUUUUGAUUUCACUCAGUCGACUACAGCCCUGAUUUUCUUCAAGAAAACGGACACAGACAGUGGCAACUGAUCAAAGAUCGUUGGGUGAUAACUUCACACUAAUAUCAGAAGAGAUUCCUGUAAUUAAAACAUGGCAAGAUGUCUGUCUCCAUACUUUGCAAUUGCGUUCCUUUUCGGGGCAUUUGUGAACUAUUUCAUGGCCUUAGAUCUUGGAUUCUUUGCACCAGUAGAUGUUCUGGAAGAGAGACACGUGAGAGAUGUGAACCCAGGCACUGACCGGAUGAAAGCGACAAUGAAUGUGACUUUGAUCAAACCCACCUUGAAAUCUAAAAAGUCUAGUUGGACGGGUCCAAGAUACGGCCAAACUGUGAAAGGAAUGAAACACGUAAUAAUAAUGAAUGAUAUACCCCGCACUGCCGGUCGAUUGCUGUAUAAAGCUGCCCUUGGUGCAUUUGAAUAUAACUGGACAACCGUGGCUGAUCAUCUCAUACAGAUUGAAAAACAAAAGAAAAAUAUCGAAGAAGUUGAGAAGUUGAAACCACCGACUCUAGUGCAUGGGCACACGAGUUUUCACCCUUACACCGAUGUUUGGGAAAAUCCACCGAUCUACAUCAACUUCGUGCGGGAGCCAGUGGCUCGUAUGGAAUCGAGUUUUUACUAUGAAAGAUUCGGCGAUUAUGCUCAAGAUCCAUCCAUUCACCAUAACGACAACAUGACUCUCGAAAAGUGUGUAAAGAAAGGUUUGGUCUGGUGCGGUCCGUGGUGGAAUUGGCACAUACUUUUCUGUGGUUACGACUCAAAAUGCGAGACGGAUCACGAAUGGUCCCUCGAAAAGGCCAAGGAAAACAUUGACAAGUACUACACUUUCGUCGGAAUAACUGAGGAAUUUGAGACUUCUCUUCAAAUUAUUGAACUACUUGUGCCGGAUUUAUUGGGUGGACUGUUCAAAGCUUACAAAGACUUGAAUGACGUUGGCAUUAAUUGGAAUGAUUUAUUUCGGACGAGGAACAAGAAAAGGCUGUCUCAUCGACUGGAGAAUAAAGCUCGUGAAAUCAUGAAAGACGAUGUCGAACUAUACGAUUAUGCCUACGAUAAAUUCAAUCAGCUCAAGGUUAGAUUUGGACUGGAAUAAACUUGACACCCAACUGGAUUGAUGAGAAAGAUGAAUGCCAACAGUGUAUCGACCAGCCUAUGUGUAUCUUGACGAAAGCCAUAACCUAAUAUGCAAUUCUUGAUGACUUUGACAAAUGUGCCGCUUAAAACAUGAUUUUUUUCCCUCUUUUUUCGAUGAAGUUGGUGUAUUUCUUUUUAUAUUCUUGCUAUACCUGCAUAUAUAAUAUUUUAAAUUAUACAAUCAUUGUAUGUGAAGUACGAGUCAGAUAAGACUCAAAUUAUACAGUAACAGGUAUAUUUGAUUUUAGUUAUAUGUUCAAUUAUUUUAUAGUUUUAUAAUGCAUUAUUUUCAGGUGGUGUUGUAGCCCGGGUGUUGGAUAGAAUCUCUAAUAGCUUUCAUAUUAUCAAUAUGAAACGUUCAUUACGGGAAAAUCAUUUUUCAAUAAUAAUGAUUAUGAUUAGUGUUUCCAGAAUGUCACCAGAUUUUAAUUUCCUUCAUAUUCGAGAUCGUGAUAUGACAGAUAUGUGUCAUUCAUUUCCGUUUUUUAGAUAUCCGUUUCUUUCCUUUAUUAUCUACUACUUCAUUCGUUUUCUUUUCUUCCUUUUCUCGAAAUCCUUUAUCUUGAGUAUUCAUUCUUCUCGUCCUCUCCUGCUCGCUCCAUGGAGUGGCGUAUCUAGGCAUUAUGACUCUAGCAUCAAAUUAUUAAUGUUGGGAGAGAUACGGAGAGAAAAAGGACAGGUAAAAUAAUGAACUACUCAUAUAAUUUUCUGAAAUUUAUGUCAAAAUGUUAUAUUUUUGUAAUUAAAGGGUUUCAAUUUUUGCUCGUUCGCAAUUUUUUAGUUUGCCUUGUACGCCAUGUCUGGCUCCCUCAAUUUUGGGCCCAUUACGCCACUGCUUUUGCUUGAAUUCAACGGUAUAUUUUAAAGAUAUAUAUUAUUCAUAUAUCUCAAAUUUUUGCGUCAUUAAUUUUUUAAGUAAUUGAUUACUAUGGGGUACAGACAAACUUCCAAGAACUUUGUUUUAAUUUUCUUUUGAUUUUGAUUGUUUUUAUAUUAUAAUGGAAGAAUAUUGUAGGCAAACAAGUAAGUAUUUAUAUAAAAAAUAUCUUUUCGAUGUAACGUACUGAUGUUCUGAUCGAUGCUUCUGUGGUUGACUACACAAUAAACUAUCAGUAACCAAACAAAUUCAUCAUUCUGUGAACAUAAUUGUGAAUCUGUGAAAAGGAGAGAGAAUGGUCAAGAUUAGCUAGAGAUGGGGACUAAAUUCAACAAAACGUUUUUCCAUAGCAUGACCCCCACUUUUAUAUGACACCCCUUACCCCACUUGACACCUCUGUUUCCCUACUGUUUUUGUACAGGCAGUUUAUUUCAUUCUUUGUUUGGUUUCAUUAAUAAUAAAGGGAACAUGUAUAUAAUAGUGCAUAUGCAUGCAUCCCCUUGUUAGGUGCUCUACGCCCUCAUAUACCCCUGCUAAGCUAAGCUACUGAUUUUGGAGCUCACAGCUUUUGGAGGAAUUACUCCCUGCCGGUACCCAUUCACCUCUCCUGCAUUGACUGCCCCAUAUUUCUUGCUUACGGAAAUUACGCCAUGGUUGGGAUUUAUGAAUAUUACUAUUUAUAUAAAUGCAUUUUUUUUUCAUGAGACGUGUUUUCGAAUUCCAUUCGGUGACUGGACUUUAU
This is a messenger RNA of Lytechinus pictus (painted urchin), 2898 nucleotides long. RefSeq names its product heparan sulfate 2-O-sulfotransferase 1-like. The coding region runs from base 237 to 1238 and encodes 333 amino acids. Gene Ontology annotation, cellular component: membrane. Gene Ontology annotation, molecular function: sulfotransferase activity. NCBI's taxonomy places the organism in Eukaryota, Metazoa, Echinodermata, Echinoidea, Temnopleuroida, Toxopneustidae. The transcript has 8 exons. The record is from RefSeq and is a predicted model, not a curated record.